This is a messenger RNA of Colossoma macropomum (tambaqui), 3989 nucleotides long. Its product is annotated as hemicentin-2-like. The transcript has 22 exons. The record is from RefSeq and is a predicted model, not a curated record. Lineage: Eukaryota; Metazoa; Chordata; Actinopteri; Characiformes; Serrasalmidae. The coding region runs from base 69 to 3365 and encodes 1098 amino acids.
CCGGCAGAUGAACUCACAGUUCGGAUCUGACCGCGCAUGCUGAGGAGACUGUCCGUCCAUCAGUGGUGAUGGCUGCGCGCGCUCUGAGCUGCACUCUGACUCUGUUGGUGUGUUCAGGAGUGUGUCUGAGUCAGGAUCUGGUGUUACCUGCCAGGCUGAUUGGAGCAGUUGGAGGGAACGUGACGUUUGACCCAGUCAGUCUUCCUCCUCCACCAUACAAUCUGGUCAGUUGGAGUUCAAAAGAGAUGGUCAUUAUUACUGCACUUGGUGAUGCAGUGUCGGUAGUGCCUGCAUACAGAGGCAGAGUCAGUCUGGACAUUAACACUGUGGCUCUGGAGCUCAGGACUCUGCGUAUGGACGAUGCUGGAGCGUAUACUCUGAGUAUAAACGGAGAAACAGAUACCUACACAGCGGAAACUACACUGGAUGUGUUUGAUGUAGAUAUUGGCCAGAGUCUGGUGUUGCCUGCCAGGCUGGAUGGAGAGGUUGGAGAGAACAUGGUGUUUAGGCCGACCAGACUUCCUUCUGAUACAUAUGACGUGAUCACCUGGAGGUUUGGUGGGGCAAGUGGAAGGAUCGUUAUUAGAGUAACUGAUGGAACAGUUUCAACACCACGACCUGAAUACAGUGACAGAGUCAGUCUGGACACAAACACUCUGGCUCUGGAGCUCAGGAAUCUGACCAUGGAUGAUGCUGGACUGUAUGUUCUGAUUAUUGAUGGAAAUACAGCCUCCUACACAGCAGAAACUACACUGGAAGUCUUUGAAAAAGUAUCUGGAGCUGUCCUCAUUGGUCCAACAGCUCCUGUAAUAGAAGGCAACUCUGCCGAUUUAACCUGUGAUGCGAGCGGGACUAUCAUCACUACAGAAUGGAUGAAGGAUAAUCAGAAGCUGUCUCCUAGCAACAACAUCAUAUUCUCAGCUGAUAACAGAUCAGUGUCGAUCAAAUCAGUGAGCAGAACAGACGAUGGUGAAUACCGGUGCACUCUCAGCAACCCUGUCAGCUCUGUUACUGCAGUGUUCACCAUGACUGUUAACUAUGGACCUGAUAAUGUGAGAAUUGAUGGGCCCAGUGAAGUGGAGGAGGGAGGAUCUGUGGAGUUCCGGUGCUCUGCUGAUUCUGUACCAGAACCCAGAUACACAUGGACAUUUGAUGGAACAAAUACUGGAGACACUACAGCCUCAUUCACAGUGAAGCAGGUCAAUUUCUCUAACAGUGGAAUUUACACCUGCACCGCCCGGAAUAACGUCACCGGACACGAAACCUCAGCAUCCCAUACUUUGGCAGUAAAAGAAAAGGGGAGUGUGAGUGGAGGUGGAGCGCCGCUCUCUGCAGGAGCUAUAGCUGGGAUUGUCAUUGGAGUUUUAUUGGGAGUCGCUCUAGUUGCUGGUUUGACUGUCUACUUUACAAAAUGCGCAGGAAGGCCAAACUCAAGCUCCAGAGGAGUUAAGCAGAAUGGAGCAACACAAAGUGGAGGUGAACAAGAGCACCACUAUGAGGACGUUCUAUAUUUCAAGAAUAUUCAGCCCAGCAGAACUCAUAAACAGGAAUCAGUAUAUGAAAACACUAAAAGACCAUCUGUGGUCUGUUCUCACAGCUCAGAUCUGAGCGCGCGUGCUGAGGAGACUGUCUGUCCGUCAGUGGUGAUGGCUGCGCGCGCUCUGAGCUGCACUCUGACUCUGUUGGUGUGUUCAGGAGUGUGUUUGAGUCAGGAUCUGUUAUUACCCACCAGCCUGAAUGGAGCAGUUGGGGGGAACGUGACGUUUGACCCGAUCACAAUUCCUCCUCCACCACGUGAUCCGAUCAGCUGGAGUAUUGGUGGAUCAACCAUUAUUACUGCAGUUGGUGGUACAGUUACAGUAUGGCCUGUAUACACUGGCAGAGCCAGCAUGGACAUAAACACUCUGGCUCUGGUGCUCAGUAAUCUGAGUAUGGCAGACGCUGGAGGAUAUACUCUGACUGUGAAUGCCAGGAGUAAACAAACUACACUGGCAGUGUUUGAGCCGGUCUCCAACAUUACAGUAACACAGAAUGAGACAGAGCUUGUUGAAUUUAACAGGACUGUCAGACUCGCUUGCUCCGCCUCUGGCUCCUCCCUCUCAUUCUCAUGGCUGAAUGGAAGCUCUGAGGUAAAAGUUGGGGGGCGAGUUCAGCUGACCAAUGGGAACAGAACUCUGACCAUUACCAGUGUGAGCAGAGAUGACACAGGGCCAUACAGAUGUGAGGCAUCCAACGUCAUCAGCAAUGAAACAAGUCGCCCUUUAACCCUCACCAUCUACUAUGGUCCAGACAGUGUUUCUGUUAAAGCAGAACCUUUAAAAACCAUCUACAGCUCUGGGUCUGACCUCACACUGACCUGCUCAGCUGAGUCCAGCCCUGCUGCUGAGUUUCAGUGGGCUGUGAAUGGAGCAGUGCUGAGUACAGAGGGUCCAGAGCUCAAACUUACCAACAUUCAGACCAGUCAGAGUGGCAGCUUCACCUGCACAGCCCAUAACAGCAAGACCCUGAGAUACUCCACAUCUGAACCCACCCACAUCACUGUAAUGGAAAAAGUAUCUGGAGCUGUCCUCAUUGGUCCAACAGCUCCCAUAAUAGAAGGAAACUCUGCUAAUUUAACCUGCAAUGCGAGUGGGACUAUCAUCACUACAGAAUGGAUGAAGGAUAAUCAGAAGCUGUCUCCUAGCAACAACAUCAUAUUCUCAGCUGAUAACAGAUCAGUGUCGAUCAGAUCAGUGAGCAGAACAGACGAUGGUGAAUAUCGGUGCACUCUCAGCAACCCUGUCAGCUCUGAUACUGCAGUGUUCACCAUGACUGUUAACUAUGGACCUGAUACUGUGAGAAUUGAUGGGCCCAGUGAAGUGGAGGAGGGAGGAUCUUUGAAUUUCCGGUGCUCUGCUGAAUCUGUACCAGACCCCAGAUACACAUGGACAUUUAGUGGAACAAAUACUGGAGUGACUACAGCCUCAUUCACAGUGAAGCAGGUCAAUUUCUCUAACAGUGGAAUUUACACCUGCACCGCCCGGAAUAACGUCACUGGACGCGAAGCCUCAGCAUCCCAUACUUUGGCAGUUAAAGAAAUAGGGAGUUUGAGUGGAGGUGGAGGUUCACUGUCUGGAGGAGCUAUAGCUGGGAUUGUCAUUGGGGUUUUAUUGGGAGUCGCUCUAGUUUCUGGUUUGAUCGUCUACUUUACAAAAUUCGCAGGAAGGCCAAACUCAAGCUCCAGAGGAGUUAAGCAGAAUGGAGCAACACAAAGUGGAGGCGAACAAGAGCACCACUAUGAGGACGUUCUAUAUUUCAAGAAUAUUCAUCCCAGCAGAACUCAUAAACAGGAACCAGAAUAUGAAAACACUAAAAGACUAUCUUGAUGGACUCAGCAGAAUCAGGACACCUGAAGAGGAUAUUGACUUCUCACCAGCUGACAUGGUCAGAGAGGAAGACCUUUGUCUCUACGCUGACCUGCUGUUAUCAAUGUGUCAUUUAAAGCCAGGUGUAGACUUUUACUAUUUGUUUUGUAAUUAUAUUAGUGUAUUUGUUUAUAUGAUGUUUGUAUGAUGUUUGUUUGUGAUACUUAUUUAUAAUAUUUUUCUUUAAAAGUUGUGAUAAAGGGCUUUAUUCGUCAAUGUUGUGUGAAAACAACGUAUUGCUUCCCGAUGCGGUUGGGAACUCUGUAGUGAUGCAACAGAAGAUUUUUUUUGCAAUUUUUAUGUACUAUGUGCUUCACAGCUUGCAUGGUCUAGCGCUUGCAUGGCUGAGCUGUUGCUCCGAGAUGCUUCCAUUUCACAAUAAUAGCACUUACAUUUGACUAUUAGCAAUUAGUUAACAUUUUAUCUAUUAACAUACAUUAUUUUUUUAUUAUGAACUUGACACAAUGUUGCCUUGUACACAUUCCAGUCUGAUUUUAGGGCUGGUCAAAGUACUGUCCCUGCUUUUUCUCCGGUUGUAAACUUUAUUACUUAUGCUUCAGAUAAUAAACUUCACUGUGGAGCCUA